AUGGGGCUUACAGACAAUUCAGGGUUACGACGUCGAACUGCUGGAACGCCCUUAGCAGUCCAAAAUCCCUUCUCCCCGGGUUCUGUCCCAAACAGAGACCUUUCUAGUGGUAGAAAAAAUAAGGAAUCUUCUAUAGAAUGGAGCCAUUUUAGAGGUACCCUUUGUCUCAAGUGUGGGAUUCUACAGCAAACUCUUUCUUGUGGUGAAGAAGGGCGGAGCGUGACAACACCCAGUAAUCAAUCUAGCAAACUUCAACAAGUUAGUGAUAUACCCCCACUUCAAGAUGGAAGACUUGAAAACAGUUUCCGACCUACUGAGACCAUGGAAUUUCAAGUGUAAGCGCGAACUGAAGGAUGCAUAUUUCACAAUCCCAUUACAUGCCAAGUCUCAGAAAUUCACCCCCUUCCAAUUCAGAGAAAGAACGUGUCAAUUCAAUUGUCUCCCAUUUGGGUUGACAUCAGCCCCUUGCACUUUUACCAAAGUGCUCAAACCAGUUACACUGGCAUGCUAAGGAAAAUGGUUGUCCGGAUAAUAGUUAACCUAGACGACAUGCUCAUUAUGAACAGCACUUACAGGGCUGUCACAGGAAUAGGACGGGAAUCAAACAGUUACGAUUUCUUUUGGUUAUAUUUUUCCUCUUUUUUCCCAUUAAAGUAGCCGGAGAUCAUGUUUAUAGUAGCCGGGGGAAAUCCUCGGCCCCCGGCCCUUAAUGACAGCCCUGACUUUAAAGGGAGCCAGAUUCUAAAGCACAUCCUAGAGAGUCUAGGAUUUGUGAUAAAUUCUUUUUUUUUUUCCUUUGCAGGUCAUAGAUUUUGUGGGAAUCAUCGUUGACUCCACGAACAUGACAUUUCUCUUCCCCGAGGAUAAAGGUGUUACAAUUCAGAAGGAAUGUUGCCUUCUGGUG
Molecule: messenger RNA, 904 nt
Organism: Porites evermanni
Lineage: Eukaryota; Metazoa; Cnidaria; Anthozoa; Scleractinia; Poritidae
Source: the annotation of a GenBank genome assembly